Messenger RNA from Cladocopium goreaui, 2997 nucleotides. The record is from the annotation of a GenBank genome assembly. NCBI's taxonomy places the organism in Eukaryota, Dinophyceae, Suessiales, Symbiodiniaceae.
AUGCUGCCCAUCAGCUGUGCGCUAAUCCUGGCCUUUGUGCUGUCGUCCUCCAUGGAAUCCUUUCAGAUCAGCUUCUUUCCGGAGUCUGGAGUGGUGAUCAUUAUUGGGCUGCUGCUGGGCCUCCUGUUCAAGGUCUCCCUGGGAGAGACGGGCUUCGCAUCGGGUGACCUCAUUCCCAGCCUGGGCCCGGCAGCGGUGAAGUCGGCCUUUCUGCCCAUCAUCAUCUUCGAAUCUGGAUGGACUUUGCGAUGGAAGGACUUUGCCUCUCAGGUGGGUUACAUCCUGAUCUUUGCCGUGCUGGGCACCAUGAUUUCCAUGGCCAUCGUGGCGCUUUUGAUCGUCAACACCAGUCACUUCCAUGGGAUCUCAGACCUGCGCACGGCCUUUGCCUAUGGUUCGCUGAUCGCCGCUACAGAUCCCGUGGCUACUUUGGCCACCUACGCCUCUUUGAAGGUGGACCCAGUGCUAAACGUCAUGGUCUUUGGAGAGUCCAUGAUCAACGACGCCGUGGCCAUUGUGGUCUUUGAGAUCUUGAAUAGCGUGGAGGUCUUUGGAGAUCCUUGUGAUCAGCAGACGACCCAAAAUGUUCCGGUGGCGAUUCUGACUGGCAUCGCGAAGAAGCUGGUGGCUUCGGUGGUGCUCGGCUUCUUCUCGGCCGUGCUGGUGACGCUGCUGCUGCGCUUUGCUUCGCUGAAACAUUCGCAGCUCAUGGAGAUUCUCUACAUCAUGGCCUGUGCCUACAUGAUGUAUGGCCUGGCCGAGACAUUUCACGCCUCUGGUAUCAUCGCGACCCUGUUUGGAUCGAUGGUCAUGGGCAUCUAUACCAAACCGCAUUUGUCGAACCACGGCCUUCUAUUGGCCACCUUCUUCGUGAAGGGUAUGGCCACCUUAGCAGACACCUUCACCUUUCUGAUCGUGGGCAUUGGGGCCAUCGCGGCCAGUGUGGAGCCAAGAGCCUUUCACUUCAGCCUCUGGAUCAUGAUUUUCUGCCUCGCAGGUCGUGCCGCCUGCAUUGUGGUGUGUGGUGCCAUGACGAAUGGCAUCAAGAUUUGCGUUGGAAAGAGCCGCAAGACGGAGGCGAGUGAAUGGCUGCUGUUGUCAUGGAAGCAUCUCCUCAUGAUGUGGCACGCGGGGCUGCGGGGUGCCAUCGCGUUGGUGCUGUGCUGGGAGCUGGGCGAUUGGGUGGACGAGAUUGAAGGAGUUGGAACCAAAGAGAUGUUGGUCACCAGUACUCUGGUGGUGAUCUGCGCUUUCCUGAUCAUCUUCGGAGGGACGACCCAGUUGAUGUUGUCAUGUCUUUCCAUUCGCACAGGAGAGGACGUGCCAGAUGACUACUUGUCUCGUCACAUGCCAAAAUGCUCAAAGGCCUGUGCGGGAAGCGUGGAUAAGAAGUGCCUUUGGCCAUGCCUGGUGGGCAACAAGGAGGCAUCACUGACAGAGGUCACCCGCCACGCCAUCCACGAGCUGCUGCACGAAGUGGGGCUGGACCACCGGUCGCAGGCCAUGGGCUCCAUGGGGUCCAUGGGGCGCCCUGCCAAUGGUUCCCGCCACGUGCGUUGGUCAAUGCAAUCGUUCCGUGAUCCUCCAAAGUCGAGGUGCCAUCUAUCCAUCAGUGGCAUCGUGUAUCACACCAAGCGCGCCUGCGACAACUGCGACCGGCCCAUCGAGGACAUCAUGUGGUUCGCUUGCGCAGAGGGCUGCGAGGUAGACUUCUGCGCUCGUUGCCACACCAUGCUGCAGCAGCUCUUUGAGGGACGUGACCUGGACCGCUGCUUCUGGGCCGAAUCUUUCACCCUGAACUGCGCCAAGGGCGCCAUGCGAGCGCCGGCGGAACAACGACAGGCCUUCAUCGAAAUUUUGGCCUUCGAUUGGCCCUUGCAGAUGUUUCAGGACCUGGUUCGUGCCGUGGCCGAUGUGGCGGACGCCAAGGUGGUGCAUCUGCAGGAUGGUGCAGAUAUGGACGUCGCAGAAGAUGCCGAUUUCUGGCAUUUGGUGGGAUUUCUGCAACUCCUCCGCUGUGCCAACCAAAGGCCUGCCAAGGAGACGCGCUUUGGCGAGCUCACGCCCCGGGGGCCCCGGGUGCCGGAGACGGAGUUCGUGCUCGGGGGCAUCGACAAGUGUGACGCGCAGGCGGAGUGGGAGCGAUGGAAGAAAUACAAGGAUCGGCAGAUCAAGCCUGAGCGCAUCGUCGUAGAAGAAGAAUUCCAGGUGGAUGGCGCCUUCGCGUUGUUCCUAGUGCAUGGUGAUCUGGUACCUUUAUCCUUCCGUCAGCGUUGCCUGGACUCAGACCUGGAAGAUUUGCAGAUGAAAGUGAAACGCCCUCUGUUGACGUGUCAGGUGCCCCGCAGCCCCGCGCGCACCCUGCGGCUGAGCGCCCUGCGAGCGUUGGUGAAAGUGACCGCCGCUCGACGCUUGGCGGCGCACUUCCUGCGGGAGAGGGGUCGAGGUUUGGGCGUGGCGCGGGAGUUCUUAGCACUGACCAUGGAGGCCUUCAUGACGGCCAAAAACGGGCAACACUUGGAGGAGGGUCAGGAGCUGUGGGACUAUGACAAGGAAUCCAGGACCUUUUGGUUCGCCGAGGACCUGAAAGCCUCGGCGCAGGCUCUUCAGCUCUUCCGGGCUGUCGGGGUGCUGAUGGCACAGGCACUGCUCACAGGAACCCGAUUACAGGUCUCUUUCCCAACCUUGCUGUAUAGCCUGCUUCUGCGACACCUGGGCGCCGUGUCCGUGGCACCUCCCGGCUUGGCGGAUCUGGCAGCCUUGAGGCCAUGCUUGGCCAAAGGUCUUCAGGAACUGCUGGCAUACGAGAAGGACGAUGUGGCCGAGGUCUUCCCGCUGGACUGGCCGCGGGGCGAGGAGCUGUGCUCGGGAAAUCGGGCGGAGCACGUGGCUCGACACAACGCACGCGGAGUGGGGGAGAUUUUUCCAGCAAAACUGGGGGGUUUGAAUAGCAAAAUUGGGAUUUUACUAGCAAAACUCGCGAACAUGGAGAUUUGA